Molecule: messenger RNA, 1866 nt
Organism: Alosa sapidissima (American shad)
Lineage: Eukaryota; Metazoa; Chordata; Actinopteri; Clupeiformes; Clupeidae
Product: high affinity choline transporter 1-like
Exons: 8
Coding region: 50-1717 (555 amino acids)
Biological process (GO): choline transport; acetylcholine biosynthetic process; transmembrane transport
Cellular component (GO): plasma membrane
Molecular function (GO): choline:sodium symporter activity
Source: RefSeq, a predicted model, not a curated record
UGGACUCUUGACCAUGUUAUUCACUCAGCAGUCAUUCAGAGUCUAGAUCAUGGGUCUUAAUGUUCCAGGUCUAAUAGCUACUUUAGGUUUCUAUGUGGCUGUCUUGGCCACAGGAGUAUGGGCUUCCAAGCGAUCCAAAGCAAAGGCGUCCACUGGGACAGUCACAGAAGUGGCUUUGUUAGGGGGGCGCUCCAUAAAUCUGGCUGUGGGGAUCUUCACGAUGACUGCUACCUGGGUUGGAGGUGGGUUCAUACUUGGGGUGGCGGAAGCUGUCUACAGCCCAAAUAAGGGUCUGCUCUGGGGACUAAUGCCUCUCUAUUAUUCAGUAUCUUUUGUCAUAGGUGGUUUAGUCUUUGCUAAACCAAUGAGGGAGAAGAAGUAUGUUACCAUGAUGGACCCAUUUCAGAUCAAAUAUGGCAAGCCUGUGGCUGUGCUAAUGGUCAUCCCUGCCAUCGUAGUAGAUAUGCUCUGGGUGGCUUGUACUCUCAUGGCACUAGGAGGGACAAUCAGUACAAUCCUGGAUUUGCCGUAUGCCUACUCUGUGAUUUUGUCAGCGGCGGUAGCAAUCAUCUACACUCUCCUUGGGGGGCUCUACUCUGUGGCCUACACUGAUGUCAUCCAGCUGAUCCUCAUCUUUGUUGCUUUGUGGCUCUGUGUGCCAUUCAUCCUCCUGAAUCCCAUCCCUCUUGACAUCAGCAUAACAGCCUUCAAUCACACCUACCAACCUCCUUGGAUUGGUCAUCUGCAGACACAGGACAUCUGGAGAUGGCUGGAUGAUUCUUUAGUGCUGAGUAUUGGAGCGCUAGGUUUCCAGUGUUUUCACCAGCGAACCCUGUCUGCCGCCACUGCAGCCAAAGCGCAGAUCACAUGUUUUGCUGCAGCCAUGAUGAUCCUUAUCCUGGGCAUUCCAUCUGUGUUGAUAGGAGCAGUGGCUGUGUCUACAGAUUGGAAUCAAACUGAUUAUGGUGCCCCCUCUCCAUACGAGCGAGGAGAAGCAUAUGGAAUCCUGCCUAUCUGUUUGCAGUACCUUUCUCCCUCCUACGUCUCCAUAUUUGGAAUAGCAGCAGUUGCAGCAGCAGUUAUGUCCUCCACAGAUUCAGCGCUCCUCUCCAGCACAUCCAUGUUCUCCACAAACAUCUACAAGAACAUCAGAACACAGGCUUCAGACAGAGAGAUCCUGUGGGUGAUCAGGAUAGCUGUUGUUGUGACUGGUAUGGUUGGAACCGCUCUGACUUUUCUUAAUAACAGUAUUUUGGGAUUCUGGGUUCUCGGAGCUGAUGUUGGAUAUUGUGUUCUCCUCCCUCAGCUGAUUUGUGUCCUUUUCUGCCCUGCCUCCAAUGGUUAUGGGGCAGUUGUUGCAUACUUCCUGGGCACAUUGCUAAGGUUGUUGAGUGGAGAGCCUCUGUUAGGCCUCCCACCAGUUAUCCAUUUUCCAGGUGGUGAAAUAGUUGAUGGUGUGUAUGUGCAGCAAGCACCUGUCCGAACAAUAGCUAUGCUCUUCACACUUGUCUCCAUCCUCUUUUUCUCUUACCUCUCCACUCAACUAUUCCACCAUGGAAUAAUGCCCAAAGCGUUGGAUUUCCUAAGGAUCAACAGGGUCAUGACGCCAAGAAUGGGUCAAGCAAGAAGGAAGGCUGAAGGAAACAGACUGAUGAUGUCACUAUCUUGCCCCAGUACUGUAAAAGAGAGUGAAGUUGAAGAAACUGCACAGUUGUAGUGUUCCCAGGCAAGAUAGAAAAGUGUUUUUCAUCUUUGUCACGCAGUGUUCAAAGCACAUCUAACUAUUAUAAUUGCCAAUUGUAAUAGAAUAGCUUAAUUAGAAGGACAGAAUAUAUUGUAUAUUAAAACAUUGCUCAAACAUCAAAA